CAAGCAUUAAAGGUUAUUGGUAAGAUGAAAAAGGAUGAAUUGUUAUAUCACGCGAAAAGGUUAAAUUCACAUUUAAAUGCAAACAUCAAAAUUGCAAAAAGUUAUAAAAAGUCAGUUAUAAAUAAUAACUUAGUAUCAUACUUGGGGUCAAUCUCAAAAGAUACCACCAGAGCAAAUCAGGCGCUUGAAAUUGUUUUAUCAAAAUGGUCCCGUAAUACUAAUACAAAAAAGAUCAGUGAUAACAUCAAUAUAAAUAACAAUCUUGCAGCAUUAAAGGUUAUUGGUAAGAUGAAAAAGGAUGAAUUGUUAUAUCACGCGAAAAGGUUAAAUUCACAUUUAAAUGCAAACAUCAAAAUUGCAAAAAGUUAUAAAAAGUCAGUUAUAAAUAAUAACUUAGUAUCAUACUUGGGGUCAAUCUCAAAAGAUACCACCAGAGCAAAUCAGGCGCUUGAAAUUGUUUUAUCAAAAUGGUCCCGUAAUACUAAUACAAAAAAGAUCAGUGAUAACAUCAAUAUAAAUAACAAUCUUGCAGGAUUGUAUUCAAACAAUGAUUUAAGAUUUAAAUCAUCUCCAUUUUAUAACAUUAUUGAAAGAUUAUCACUACCAAAAAUAUGUUCUGUUACAAGUUCUAAUGAGAUUGUUCUUUUGGAUUUUGUUCUCAAUUCUAAUCAAGUUGGAAAAUUAAAGUCAAGUCCCAGAUAUAAGAUAAACUUAUUUUGUUGCUCUGCUGAACAAAAUUUACAAAAUAUACAAAAUGAAUCAUUGGUUGAAUUCCCUGAUUCUUGUGAAGUUAGAGUCAAUCAUAAAAUGUCACCUUAUAGAAAGAGCAGAUCAGAUGCACAACCCCCUCGAGACAUCACAGAUUUAUGCAAAGUAACUUCAGCACAUGUAAAUCAAGUCCAUUUUGGAUUUGCAGCUACUUCAAAGAAAUACUUGAUAAUUGUAUUGUUGAUUAAAACUAUCUUAGUUGAAGAAAUUGUUGAUAAGAUUAAGAAUGGAAAAUACAUUGAAAAAGAAGCUGUUUUAGAAAAAAUUAAAAAACAAAUUCAAGAUUCCGAUGUAGUUGCAACCUCAACAAAAACUACUGAAGAUCAAGAAACAAUUGUAAUUGAUUCAAAUGGCAAUUGGUCAGAAUGUAAAAAAGCCUAUAAACUUCACGAUAUUGAUGAAUCUGAUGAUACAUUUAAUAAACAUUCUCCAAAUAAAAAAAGAAAGAUAGAAAAUAAUAUUUUCAUUGUAGAUUCAAGUGAUGGUGAAGGCGAGGAAAACAAUUGUGGUGAAGAGAGCAAUGUUAAAGAUAUUCAAACAAUGGCUACUGAAAUUGAAAAGGCUGCUGAUGCUAAAUCCAUUAAUAUUAAUCAAAAUUUAAUUAAUAAUAUCAUUAGAACUAAUAGUACUUUAAAUAAUUUUAAUAACACUAUUACUGUGGAUUGUAAUGGUAGUGUCACUACUAUGGAUAAUAAUGGCCAGGUCACUAUUGAUCCAAAUGGAAAUUGUAUUAGUUAUAAUUGUCAAGAUAUUCAUAAUUAA
Messenger RNA from Entrophospora sp. SA101, 1530 nucleotides. The record is from the annotation of a GenBank genome assembly. NCBI's taxonomy places the organism in Eukaryota, Fungi, Glomeromycota, Glomeromycetes, Entrophosporales, Entrophosporaceae.